Adineta ricciae is the source of this 972-nucleotide messenger RNA. Lineage: Eukaryota; Metazoa; Rotifera; Eurotatoria; Adinetida; Adinetidae. The record is from the annotation of a GenBank genome assembly.
AUGGUAUCCAUCGCAUUCUUUUUUCUUAUCAUCACAUUUCUCUCUCUCAAAGGUCGAACUAUCGCAUUAGCCAGUUCUUCGUGUGCCUCUCAGAGCAAUAAUGUAGAAUUUACACUGUCGACAGCAUCUCAUUCUGCAUCCAAUCCAACAUCAAGUUGUUCUUUACAACAAUGUAUCACCACUUCAGCUAAUAAUCAGACUUGUUCUUUGUCACCAACACCUUGUUUCAACUAUCGCACAACGAACAACAUCAGUUAUUGUGCUCCUGCUAUUGAUUGUCCAGUUUUACAGCCAUGUAAUAAUGUGACAUACAGUUGUGCAUCGAAUGAUUCAGUGUGUAUUGUGAACUCAUGCUGUUCACCAAUAGCAGUAUGUUUACCGCUGCUAACUACCAAUUUCUGUCCACGAGGAUGGUCAAUGACUGGAUCUAUGAAUGUUGCACGAUAUGCUCAUACAGCAUCUACAUUGCUCGAUGGAAAAGUAUUAGUUACUGGUGGAUAUUUCAGUGGCAGGUAUCUGAAUAGUGUCGAACAGUAUGAUCCAUCAACAGGUGUCUGGAUACAAACAGGGAAUAUGAAUGUUGCACGAGGUCUACAUACAGCAUCUACAUUGCUCAAUGGAAAAGUAUUAGUUACUGGUGGAAUUGGCAAUAGUGGUUAUCUGAAUAGUGCCGAACUGUAUGAUCCAUCGACAGGUGUUUGGACACAAACAGGAAAUAUGAGUUUUGCACGAGGGUAUCAUACAGCAUCUACAUUGCUCGAUGGAAAAGUAUUAGUUACUGGUGGAGUUGGCAGUAGUGAUUAUCUGAAUAGUGCUGAACUGUAUGAUCCAUCGACAGGUGUUUGGACACAAACAGGAAAUAUGAGUUUUGCACGAGAGCGUCAUACAGCAUCUACAUUGCUCGAUGGAAAAGUAUUAGUUACUGGUGGAUAUAAUGGUACUAUUGUUUUGAAUAGUACCGAACUGUAUUGA